AUGACGAAAUUCCAGCCGAACACCGAGCCCCCGAAGGGCUUCGCGAUCUUCAAGAAUCUGGAGGGCGUCGCGGGCGAGAGUGAUAAAUUCCGCCGGGUCCUUUGGACGGGCACACACAGCCAGUUGGUUGUGAUGACUGUCCCUGUGGGCGGGGAGAUUGGCGAGGAAACCCAUACCGUCGACCAGCACCUCAUUUUCCUGUCUGGAAAUGGACAGGCCAUCGAGGGCGGAACGAAGAUCACCAACAUUCAUCCUGGUGACCUGGUCAUCGUGCCUGCCGGCACAUUGCACAAUUUCAAAAAUACGGGUCCUACUCCGUGGAUCGUCGCCACCGUGUAUGCGCCUGCGGAGCACAAGGCAGACACCGUCCACGACACCCUCGAGCAAGGGGAGAAAUUAGAGGACGAGGGCAAGGACGAGCCGCCGUCGUGGGCGAGGGAGAAGUAG
Trametes versicolor FP-101664 SS1 is the source of this 447-nucleotide messenger RNA. Its product is annotated as RmlC-like cupin. The transcript is spliced from 6 exons. Lineage: Eukaryota; Fungi; Basidiomycota; Agaricomycetes; Polyporales; Polyporaceae. Bases 1 to 447 code for a protein of 148 amino acids. The record is from RefSeq and is a predicted model, not a curated record.